AUGUUCAAUUCAUUUAGAUUUUUCAGGGUAAGACCAUUAAGAGUAUUACCAGUCGUUGCUAUAUCCUCGUAUGCUAUAUCACAUCAAUAUUGGAAUCAAAAAAUAUACUUAGAUACACAACAACAAGUACAACAGCAACAACAACAAAAUAGUAUAAUUGUUGAUUCAUCAAUAUCUCCAUUUCCUAAACAAAUUUCAAAAUCAAAUUUAAUAAGUCAAAAUUUCACAUUAUUAGGUCAUGGAAUUAGAUCAGUUACAUUUAUAGGUUUUAAAGUUUAUGGUAUUGGUAUCUAUAUUGCAAAUUCAGAUAUAUCAAAAGCAUCACAAAUUUUAAACUCAUUUGAAAAAAAUAAUCAGAAUCCUGAAUUUCCAGCAUUAAAUAAUCCAACAGAAUCUGAUCAUAUAAUAGAAACUCUAUUAGAUAAUAAUAUUAAAUUCUUGAUAAGAUUAUCACCAGUAAGAAAUACUGAUUUUAAUCAUUUAAAAGAUGGAUUAAUUAAAAGUAUAUUAGCUCAUCCAAGUUCCAAAACAUUAAAGGAACAAUUAAGUAAAGGAUUAGAAGAAUUAAGAGCAGUUUUUAGUAAAACAAGAGGAUCAGUACCAAAAGAUGAUUUAUUAAUUAUGGAAAUUUUAUCAAAUGGUGAGAUGUCAGUUAAUUAUAUUAAUCAAAAACAAGAUAAAAUUAAAGAGAUGGGGAUAGUUAAUGAACCAUUAGUUGGUAAAAUAUUAAUGCAACAAUAUUUAAGUUCAAAUAAACCAUUAAGUGAAAGUUUGAAAAAAAGUUGUAUUGAAGGAUUAAAUAAUUUAAUUUAA
Lodderomyces jiufengensis is the source of this 813-nucleotide messenger RNA. RefSeq lists its product as uncharacterized. Gene Ontology annotation, molecular function: intramolecular lyase activity. The transcript has a single exon. The record is from RefSeq and is a predicted model, not a curated record. Bases 1 to 813 code for a protein of 270 amino acids. NCBI's taxonomy places the organism in Eukaryota, Fungi, Ascomycota, Pichiomycetes, Serinales, Debaryomycetaceae.